Molecule: messenger RNA, 9517 nt
Organism: Stegostoma tigrinum
Lineage: Eukaryota; Metazoa; Chordata; Chondrichthyes; Orectolobiformes; Stegostomatidae
Product: cdc42 effector protein 1-like
Exons: 4
Coding region: 1155-2471 (438 amino acids)
Source: RefSeq, a predicted model, not a curated record
AGUAAGCGUCAAGUAAAGUUUAAGCAGCGAAAUAGGGGCAGUAUCAAGUUUAGGUCUCGCAGGGAGACUGGGGACAGAUAGCUGCAGAGCAGUUGAAGAUAAUUUAACCUCAUUUAAAAAUGUGUAGCUGUGAACGCAAGCUGUAGCAGACUGAUUGGGUGGUAAAGGUCACAGGUUUAGAAGGUGCUGUUGAAGGAGCAUUGGUGAGUUGUUACAGUAUACACUACUGCCACUUGAGCAUCACGGAUGGAGGGAGUGAAUGGUUAAAGUUGGUGGACGGUGUGCCAAUCAAGUGGGCUGCUUCACCCAGGAAGAAUUCCUUCCUGAGUGUUGUUGGGGCUGUACCCAUCAGACAAUUGGAGAGUGUCCUGUCACACUCCUGAAUUAUACAAGCCCUUUGACAUCUAAAGCUGGAGCUACCCUAAGAUUUGACUCUUUAAUUGAUGAGUGCAUCUAACAAGCAGCCCUUCUGUGUGCACUGAGCUUAAAUUGGCUGAAUCUCCAUCUUUUACGCUGACAGCUUCUGAAACUCCUAACAAUGAAACCACACUCUUUGCCUAAACCUCCACCCAAGAAGCUGUGCCCUGCAGAACAACCCUAGACAGUAAACUGUCUGCUGAAAAUCCAACGGUGAAUUUCAUUUAUAAUUAACAGAAGGGUCACAUGAGACUAUUACAUCACACCUCUCCCACAAACCAGAAGUGUUAACGGCCAACCCAGUCCAAGUUUAACAUCAGAAACUAGAAGAUAGCAAAGAAAACAAAAUCUCUGUAUGACCACCCCUGAUAAUCACAUAACUUUUGUAUUCAAAGUAAAUCACUUUAAAAAAAUAUAGAAAAUAUUUUCUGUCAAUCUGAUUAUUCCUGCUCUCAGGAUAUCAGUAAUCAAGUCAAGACUAGUGUAAAAUUCAUUCUUUUUAAAAAAACACUACAAAUGAUUUGAAAUUUUAAAAUUUUCAUACCUCUGUCAAAAUUACUUUAUGGGAAAAUUAGUUACCAUUCAGUUUUAUUUGGCAUUCCUAUGUUAGGGUUCAGGUUGUGCUGAUGUAUCUGAUUUUGUACAAGUCCAUUUGUCUUGCAAGAAACUCCAUCAGUCUUCUGUACCCUCACAGUUCCUCAAGUCAAUAAAUUUGUAGGGACACUGAAGAUUCAAAAAUGAGUUUGGGAAAGUUGCCAGUCUUCAAGAACCUGGUCUCCAACUCUCAUGGCAAGCGUAGGUUCAAGUCCGAGCUGACCCCUGACAUGAUUAGCUCACCAUUGGGUGAUUUCCGGCACACCAUGCAUGUAGGCCGGGGUGGAGAUGUGUUUGGUGACACCUCCUUCCUCAGUGACCAUGGAGGGGAGAAGGCGCGCGAGACUGCGAAGUCCAACCCACUCGUCCGAGCACUAAGGAAUGUGAGGAAGCCACCAAUGAGGAGCCGCAACAGUAGCCGAGAGAUGUCACCUCCACCAGCAGUGUCCCCAAUUAUUAAGAAUGCUGUUUCCUUGCCACAUCUGUUAGAGACAAAGAAUGGGUCAGUGGAGCGACUGAAUUUCAAAAGCAUGAUGUCAAGUCCAGGAGUGAUGGAUGGAUCAUACGGGUUGGAAUCGGGAUUCUGCACCCUUCCGAGGUGGUCCAGGCUGGACAAGCCGAAAGACAGCCCCGUCGCAGCAGAAUCGGAGAAACGGAUGGACAACCUGGACACCACGGACCUUGAGUUUCCCCGCACUGACUCCUUGCUGUCCUUCAGCCUGGAUCUGGGGCCCUCUCUGAUGGCCGAGGUACUGGGGGUCAUGGCCACGGAGAGCCCCGACAGCUCGGGAAACGCCGCGUCUCCGGUGAGGUUUGACCUGGGAGGCUCUUUGGACCAGACGGGCCCUCAGGGAAACGACAGCCCUCACGGAAGGGGUCACCAGGGAGAGAGGGGUCUGUCAGCCGCGGCACUGAGAGGACCUUACCAGCAGAAGGGCGGUGUAGACUCGCAUCCCAAGGAUCCGGAUGGCCUGAGGGGGCCGCAGAACUCUUCUUCAGAGCGACACGUCCUCCGGCAUUGCGGUGGCUCCAUCAGUUAUCUGGAUUCAAACGAGCUUAGCGGCACGAGGGGCGAAGUCGUCGGCAGCAGCCUCCGAGCGGGAGCACGGCAGCAGCUCGCGCCGAAGGGGACGGUUAGCGCACGUGAGGGCAGCCAGCCAAUGGGCAGCGGCGCCCCGCGCGCCGCCAGCCGCCAUUUUGCCGCUUUGCCGCCCGUUGAAUCGUGUUGUUACCGGGCCGCCGAGAGUGUGGACAGCAGCAGCAGCAGCAGCCCGGGGAGCUGGAGAAAGCUGUCACCGUCGUCGAGGCAACGUGUCCCAGCGGACGGCGAGGAGAGAGGUGAGGCGUACGGGGAGGAAUACAGAGACAAGCGCCUGUCCCCGGCUCAGGGAAUGGCCUUCAGCCCCCUGAAGACUGAGGCCUUUGCCUUUGCGGACGAAGAUGAUGAGAUCCGGGUUUAAUUUCUCGGCUCUGGCAAUAGAGGUUCUACUAUCCAUCCAUUAUUACCGUGGAUGGUCAUAUUCUUAAAUGGGCAUAUUUCCUUUACACAUGACGUGGAGGUGCCGGUGUUGGGACGGGGGUGGACAAAAGCAGAAGUCCCACUACAACAGGUUAUAGCCCAAAGGGUUUGUUUGAAAUCACGAGAUUUCUAAGCGCUGCUCCUUCGUAAGGUGAAGUACUCCUUCCCUGACCAAGGAGCAGGGCAUCGAAAGUUUGUGAUUUCAAAUAAACCUGUUGGACUAUAACCUCGGCCCUGCAACUUCUGCCUUUACAGAUCAUAGUGACGACACCUUAAAAGUCAUCCUCAAAUUACAGGAAACCUCCAGAGAAGGUAGUGUGAAUCUGGAAUGGACUGCCUGGGAAGGUAGCAGAAGUGGGAAACCUAACAACCUUUAAAAGUGCUUGAAUGAGCACUUGUAAUAUCAAAACAUUCAAGGCAAUAGUUCUGGUGUGGGGAAAAUGAGAUUAGUGUGGACUUAGUGUAUUUUUGGUGAAACAGAUUUAAUGGGCCGAAGGUGUCUUCAGUAGUAUCUGAUUCUGUGAAUGCCAAAAUACAACCUUUAAACAUGACUGUAUCACAAGGUAUUAGUUGUUGAGAGGAUUUCCAGAUGUGAUAAAUGAGUUUGCCAUUGACCGGAAACUGAACGUUCAUUUAAAGAUGGUGGCAACAAGAGCAGGCUACAGGUGGGAAUUCUGCAGUACGUAACUCACCUCCUGUUUUCCAGAGCCUGUCUACAAGGCACAAGUCAGGACUGUGAUGGAAUAGCCCCCACUUGCUUGGAUGAGUGCAGCUCCAACAACACUCAAGAAGCUCAACACCAUCCAGGAUAAAGCAGCCCACCUGACCACAUCCACCGCCUUCAGUAUUAACUCCCUUUACCAUCGAUCCCCAAUAGCAGCAGUGUGUACUAUCUACAAGGUGUGCUACAGCAAUUCACCAAAGAUCUUCAGACAGCACCUUCCAAACCCGCAGCCACUCCUGUGCAGAUAGACAGGAGCAGCAGAUAUAUGGGAACACCACCCCUGCAAGUUCCCCUCCGAGCUAUUCACUGACUCGGAACUAUAUUGCUGUACCUUCACUGUCGCUGGUUCAAAAUCCUGGAAUCCCCUCUGUAAGGACAUUGCGUGUAUACCUACAGCACAUGGACUGCAGUGGUUCAUCUACCGAGUCCAUUCAUCCUUGUGGAACCACCUCAAAAAGCUCAUCCCUUAAUCAUUAGAUGAGGGACUACAGCCUUUGGCUACAUGACUUAACCUUUCCUAUUUUACUGUCUUAAUCACAGUAUCAAUUUCUCUGUGCAACUCCGGCCAACCUAAAGUCUAUUACUUGCCUUGCCCCUAUAUAAUUACCUGUGGUACCACUACCCAUGACUCAGCAUAACACGAGCUUUUAAUACAUGCUGGAUAUAAAGUCAGCGCCAUCUGGUGACCAAAACUAGCAACUUCUCUGUGACAAAUUUAGCAUCUGUGCAGGAGAAAACAGAGUUCCUCAGUUCUGAGGAAGAGUCAGUGGACCCAAAACGUUAAUACUGUUUUCUCCUGCACAGAUGCUGCCAGACCUGCUGAGCUUUUCCAGCAACUUUGUUUUUGUUCCUGAUUGACAGCAUCCACACUUCUUUUGGUUUUUAACUACUCUGUGACAGUUGACAUAGGAAAAUUAAAAGGAUGAUACUAGCAGAUGCGUAAUCAAAGAUUGUGACCUAGUAAGGUUUGUGGAAAGGAAGUUUGGCCCCAGUGUGAGAUGUUCAAUUCACUAUGUAUUUUCCUUUUUAAGUUUGAGUGUCAUUCUUCAAUGAUUGAGAUUGAAAAGAAUGUUCUAAUCAUUGUUCACUGGGCUCCUCCCAACAGCAGUAACUUGUCUCCUCUUGGACCUGUAACUUUUUAUAUCAGUGAUCCAAACAGUCUGAUAAUCACAGGCAGUAAGGGCUGUGCUGCAGCACUAGCACUCUGCCAGUUCAAUUUGCUACCUUCCAUCAAAAAUAACAAGAUCCCUAUCACCUUGAUGUCUAGUAUCUAUAAUUCUCUGUGUCUGUCUUUGGAUGCAUUGCAUGUCUAAUCUUGUCUCUCUUUUUUCUCUUCCACCUCUUAUGUCUACUCUCCUCUCCCUCUCUUCUUUGACUUACCCUCCUGGCUUUCAUUCCCUCGCUUUCUUCCCCUGUCUUCUCUUACAGUUCUCUGUCUUCCCUCUUUCCUGCUGUUUCUCUCUUUCUCUCUGUCUCUCCUUCCGUCUCCUCUCUUUCUCUUUCCCGCUGUCACUCCUUUUCCCCCAUCCUUCCCUUAGGCUUGUUCUCUCUCUUUCUUCCCCCAUUCUCCUCGUCUCCCUCUGCCCUUGCCCUCUCACUGUUCCCUCUCUGCUUGUCUCUUUUCUCUCCAUUUACUCUGUCUCUCUCCACUUGACCCGUCUGUCUCUGUCCUUGUCUCCCCCCCGUUUCUUGCCCCUCCUCUCCCUCUUCUUUACCACGCUCUCAUGGACACUGUGCCCAAGUUGACCGUCUCAACCACCCCCCGCCCCGCAGUCCCGCCAAGUAGGAGUGGGGGCAGUGUUGCCCGCAUUGCAAUUAUCAGCCUCUUGCCCCUAUAUUCAUAGUUGCCUGCAUACACCAAAAAUUCCUUUUAUCUGUUGCCUUGUCUGUCUGCCAAGAACACUUUUCCUUGCCAUCAUGGUCUUAUCAUCGAGUCUCUAUCUGUGUGAGAGAAUAGAGGAGUUUGUUUUAGAGUGGAUCCAGGUUCUCACCUGAAGUCACUCCCACCUUUGAGAUCAUUGUUUUGAAAUGCAUUAAAACGAAAAACUAUACUUUGGCAAGAUUGAGGAGAGAAAAAAUAUCCCGGAAAUCUGAAGUGGAACUGGAAAAGUUUCUAACAAGGAGGGUGGGUUCAACAACGUCUGAAGGGCAAGAGCAAGAAUUCAGGUGAUUUGGGGCAAUUGUCAUGCUUUCAGCCAAUAACAUGCACAUCCUAACUCCCCCCCCUGCUUCCCUCGGGGAAAAAAAAACAUGCCAAUAAGACUGCUAUGUAUUUCUGGCAUUUUCUGCAACCUACAAGGCCACUUGGUGCAAGGAAUUUUGAACAAGGUGUCUAUAAUGAUCAGAUUACAUUUCGCUUUUUCUGUUUUCAAAUUUGCCAUUGGAUCAAAGGAAGUUGAGACUUGUAGCAUGACUUGGUGCUGAAGGAGACCACUCAGCCUAUCUUGGCCAUUCCAGUUCUUCACUCGCAGCGUGUAAAAGUUCACUCAGGGAGUCUGAGUAACUGUGGCAACGGACACUUUUAUCUGCAUGAACGUGGUCAGGUGACAGUAGAGGUUUCAAUUUUCUCUCCCUCACACGGUCGACCAGGAAUCUCUCCUUACUGCCUGCUAGUGGCAAGUGUUUGAGGGAUUUUUGGGUUGACACAAAAUUGGUUUGGCUGCAUUUCCUUGUCCAUUAAGUCCUGAAGUGGGGCUCAAACCUUUUGUCCAGAGGCCACUUCUCAACAAGGUCUUCCUUGCCCUUUGGUAAAACUCUCUCUUUUUCCCUGCUGAUUUCCCAUUCUACUGUUAAUCUUUCCCUUCAAGAGUUUUUCCAUAUCCUUUUUUACAUUCUUAUUGAAUUUGCUUCCCAUACUUUCCAUGUCUGUACAUUCUGGAUUUUCUAUUUAUUCAUAGGUGUUGGUGUUGCUAGCUAGGUCACUAUUUAUUGCCUUUCCCUAACUGCUCCGUUUUCAGUUGUUACAAAACUCAAGAACAAAAACAGAAGUUGAUGGAAAAGCACAGCAGGUCUCACAGCAUCUAUGAAGAAAACAUCAGAGUUAACAUUUCAGGUCCUUUGACCCUUCCUCAGAAUUGAUGGUAGCUGGGAAAAUUUCUGCAUAUAAACCGAUAAUAGGGAGGAGGAUGGGGGAGGGAGUGAACAAUAGGAUAAAGAACAAGUCCAAAGAGAGAGAAGAGCAGUUGGAUAGACAACAGAGUUGGUAACAAUCUGGCUAGGAGGGUGCAUAGCUGUAGAUGGGGACUGUUAGCUAACAAUAGGUGCUAUGUAAUGGCAGGCUGUGUGAUAACAAGACCUGGUGUGUGGGGUAGUGGCCUAGUACAUGGGAGAGUAACAGUCUCCAUUAACAGCCAUUCACCCUCUGAGCCAGGUAGUUAUAAACUCCGUUGUCUAUUCAACUGCUCUUCUGUCUCUUUGGACUCUAUCCUUUAUCCUAUUGUUUACUUCCUACCCCACCCGCCUCCCUAUUUUCUGGAAAUAAACCUACAUUUUCCCAGCUACCAUCAGUUCUGAGGAAGGGCCACAAGAAUCGAAAUGUUAGCUCUGAUUUUUUUCUUCACAGAUGCUGCCAAACCUGCUGAGCUUUUCCAGCAACUUCUAUUUUUGUUCCUAAUUUACAGCAUCUGCAAUUCUUUCCGUUUUUCGGUUAUAAAACUCAAUUGGCUCACUGAUGCACUUUAGGGGAGGAAACCUGACAUCAUCCUUGGUCUGGCCCAUAUGUAACUCCAAACAGACAGCAAAGUAGUUGACUCUUAACCACCGUCUCAAAUAGCUUAGCAAGCUAAGAUCGAAGCCCAUUAGCGAUGGGCAAUAAAUGAUGGCUUUGCCAUUUACUGCCCAUAUCCCUUAAGCAAAACAAAAAUACUUCAUUGACUAUAAGGUGCAUUAGGAUGUGCUGAGGAUAAAUGGUGCUAUACAAAUUCCUGUUCUCCUUUACUGGUGAAGAAAGAAUUGAAACACUGAUGGGAAAGCUUAAACCUCAUUAAAACUCAGUUAAUGCUGAACCACGUAUAAACCACAAUACCAGAAUUUAGUCUGUGGACCCUUUGUUGAUUGUCAGUAGGGACUGGCUUAAUAUUGAGCUAUUAAUUAAUUACUUAGUGUUCCUCUCUGUACUGUUAUCUCCUUAAUACCUGUUCACAUGGAGACCUCGAAUAUCAUUGAAACAAUCAAAAGAGAUCCACAGGAGUGAUCCAGGGGCCUGAGUUCCAGAAGUGAGUUUAAAUUUCACUGCAGCUGAUAAAGUUUAGGUUAAAUUUCAAAAUUGUGGCAACCAUGAAUGAAGUAGAUUUUUGUAAAAAAAAACUCUCUGGUUCACUUUUCAUGCCUUUCAAGUGGGGAUAUCUGUUGACAUUAGCUGGCCAGACCUACCUGUAACAUCAAGAGCCUCAAGGACAUUUAAGUGCCUUCUGCAAAGGCCUGUUUAGUCUCUGUUUCAUUAAUCUAUUACAGGAAGCCUGUUCUGACACCACAUCGACUGCAUGUGUUUUUUGAGGGCAGUUAGGGAUUCACAACAAAUACCUGGCAUGCUGGUGCUGUUCACAUCCCUUCAAUGAAUAACAAUGAAACAUUAAGACAACAGGUCUCACAGCAUCUAUGAAGAAAACAUCAGAGUUAACAUUUCAUGUCCUUUGACCCUUCCUCAGAACUGAUUGUUUUUAAGGAAGGCAACAAGAGAUGUUUUAAGGAGCAAAUUCUCGAGUUUAAGCCCUAACAGCUGAAGGUGUGGCCACCAGUGGGAAGACACUAGCUGAUUUUUCUUUCCAUAAGAACAUAAAAACGUAAGAGCACAUAUAGGCUAUUUGGCCCUUUGAGCCUGCUGUGCUAUUCUGUUAGAUCAUGGUUGAUGUGAUUGCGGCCUCAACUCCACUUUCUUGCCUGUUCUCACAACCCUGGAGCCUCUUGUCAGUCAAAAAUCGAUCCAACUCGGCACUAGAUUCAACAGCUUCAAAUAUCUUCAAUGACCAGCCUCCAGUGCUUUCUGGGGCAGAGAAUUCCAAAUACCAAUAAUACUCUGACCUAAAUGGGAAAACCCUUAUUUUGAAACACUCUUGCCUAGUUCUAGACUGCCCAACAAAGGAAAACAUUGCUUCACAUCUCUCCUGUCAAAACCUCUCAGAAUCUUUAUGUUUCAAUACGAUCACCCCUGAUUCCUCUAAAUUCUGAGGAAUAUAGAUCGAACCUUUCAUUGUGGGGCAUCAUGUCAGUUAAAACAGCUUAUCACCUGGUAUUCCUGUGAGUUAUUCAUAACAGCAAGUGAUGAGUUGAAACACAAUCCCUUGUAGAUAUUUUCUUAUCAGCCUGUUAAGGCAUGUUAUGCUACCUCUGGAGCAGGUGGGAUUUGAACUCAGGUCUCCUGGCUUAGGGAUGGGGAUACUAACCACAGCUCAACAACAGCUGUCAACCUCUGGUAGACUUUCUGUCACUCACACUUAUUUUUAGCCUGAACACACACCUCCCUUUUAAUCCUUGUCCUAUCAGCCCUUGCACAAAAGGCUUUUACAUCUUUGCCUUCUCUCCAGUUCUGAUGAAAGGUCACAGACCUGUAACAGACCCUUUUUCUCUUUCUACACAAUGCUUGCUGACCUAUUGUGUCAUUCCCCAGCAUUUGCUGUACCCAUCCAUCUUUUUGGGUUUGAUUAGUUAAACAUGGACUGCCAUCACCACCUGGAGUCCUAAUGAUGUAACUGCAGGAGAGGAUCCCAGUCUUAACUAUAAGAGCUGUGGGUACUGAAUAUUUAAAACAAAAACAGAAGUUGCUGGCGAAACUCACUCGGUCUGGCAGCAUCUGCAGACACAGAAACAAAGUUAACGUUUUGAACCUGGUGACCCCAGAUGCUGCCAGACCUGGUGAGCUUCUCCAACAAUUUCUGUUAUUGUUCCUCCUUUAAAUAUCCCUGAUUAUCAACAUCACUGUCAUAGGAAGACCACUCCCUUGUAUUUAUCCAUUUUAUUCUCCGAAUCCACCAAGUCACUCAUUCAUGCCAUUUUCAAAAACUCAAUACCUGAAUUCUAGCACCAAGGCUAUGUAUGUGUGGGUGGCAUUGAUUAUAUUGACUAUGGCAUGGACCAGAGCAAGUGGCUUUGUUUACCUUUACAAUAUGGCGAAUAACACACCUUGAGUCAACUUACCUUGAACUGUUCUGCAAAAGGUGGAAUGAUGGCAUUCACAACAACUCAAAAUAGGAUCCACAUACACUUGUGGGCCUGAAACCCCUCUAAUUCGAACGUCCCUCAUUUGUGUGGAUUUGUAUUCAACUCAG